GUUUUUGUGCUGCACCAGGUAGAAUUUCGUUCACGCAGAUGCAAGAAAAGUGAUUGUGUGCCGGCCGCACUUCUUUGCAACUCAAUCUUGCUGCUAAUGCCCAACUUGAAGUCCUCAGUAACCAGACGUUUCUUCCGUGUCUGCGGUUGACGCGGUUCAAAGACUUACCUCCACCAACCAUCUCAGUGGGGCAGUAGCUAAGAAGUUCAACUGCCUCCAUACAGUCUCCUAACAAUACCGCCCGUUGUAGAAACUCUCUAAAUUCACCGAGUCUGUGUCCGGUGUUUGCGUCACUGGAAGUUGACUGCAGCUGGUGACAGGGUGUGGAUUGAGGGCCCCAAAGACGUGGAGCACGUUGCUGUGUCCCAGACAUGGAGCAAUUAUUCCUGACCAGAAGCUACUUGUCGGGAAAUUUGAAAAUGUUAUACGUCGUCGAAGACCGAUUCGCUUCCCAGUUACGAGGGCUCAGGCUAAAGUGAACAAUUCCAACCUUUUUAGCAAGACUCUAUUGGAGUGAGAGUAUCAGAAGUAUCCUCCGGCUGGAAACUUACUCCUAAAUUUUCCUCUGAUCGCAGUUCGUACAGCGCAGAGACCUUUCAACAAACACCCUGAUGCUGUCUGAUUCUCACAACGGACCCACUGAAGAGGAAAUCGUGCUUUUAAUAGACUACGAAGACUGGAUCAACAUUCUGUUAACCGUAUAUAAAUACAUAAUAAUAUAUUUAUUUAUUUAUGUAUUCCUACACGAAUUGUGUUGUCCAAUGAUGUGUGUAUGCGUGGGGUAUGCGUAUGAUCGACGAAUGGCGUGGAGCGCUACGAUUGAGAAUGGGAGUUGAGGGUUGGGUACACAAUGUUUUCAGCUCGAGUUUAGGUUGAGGGUUGGCAGUGAUCUGUGUUUUUAAGGCCGGGCUGCUCGCGAUGCGCCUCAAGGCCUAUCGAAAUUACUGACACAGUAGAGCGCACAUGGACGCGCGACGCGUCACGCGCGCCUCCUCCGCGCACCGGCAGAAUGAGAAGUCACAGCAGAAUGAGGGCAGUGAAGAGGGAACAGACCCUCAAGCUACAGUUAUGAAGUGGCCAGAGAAUGGAGCGCUGACACUAGAGUGGGUGCAGCAGUUAGGCAAGGUGCUGGAGUUUGCUUCUCGUCACUUGCUGCCCACGGAGCUCCCCACUGUUCUGCCUGUUCCCGUGAUCGAUUCGCUGUUACUGGCAGCUCACAAGUUGUUGCAUCGGGAGCCAAACUGUGUGGAUGUCCCAGUCGAUCAUUCCUGCUCAGUUGUACUCGUAGGGGACGUUCAUGGACAGUUUCACGACGUGUUGCAUCUUCUGGAAAUCGCCGGUCCCCCUUCCGCCAAUCGUUUAUUUGUAUUUAAUGGCGAUUACGUUGAUAGGGGUGCCUGGGGCUUCGAGACCUACUUCUAUCUCCUUUCUUGGAAGCUUUUAUUACCCCAUCGAGUAUUCUUGUUACGAGGCAACCACGAGACCAAGUUUUGUACCAGUGCAUAUGGGUUCGAGCAAGAAAUCAUGUCCAAAUUCGGUGACCGAGCUAAGCAUUUGUACCGCAAAUUGCUAGGUUGCUUUGAAGGCCAUCCUCUCGCUGCCAGAGUGGCGGGCUGUGUGUACAUGGCUCACGGCGGUCUCUUCCGACAGGUUGAGAAAGAGGUCCCUAAAAAACAAAAAGGCAAGAGUUCCAGGCAGUCGAACACGAGUCGAAUCGUGAACGAAAAAAACUUGAAAAUUGGGACAAUUGAUGAUUUGCAAAAGGUAAGGCGCACGGUUCUAGACCCUUCUGGAUUCGGAGCAAACGUCAUCCCUGGGGACGUGCUGUGGUCAGACCCUUCACCGAAGAACGGUCUUUCUCACAAUGACCAACGUGGAAUUGGCCUUUUAUUUGGUCCUGACUGCACCCAAGAGUUCAUGGAAAAGCACAAGCUCAAGUUAAUUGUAAGGUCUCACGAAGGCCCUGACGCGAGAGAAAAGAGACCGGACAUGGAGGCUAUGAAUAAGGGCUACACUGUUGAUCAUGUGGUGAAUGCUGGCAAGCUCAUUACUUUAUUCAGCGCCCCUGAUUACCCUCAAUUUCAGGCUUCUGAGGACCGAUAUUACAAUAAAGGCGCAUACAUAGUUCUAGAGCCCCCAGAUUUUUCUGAUCCUCAUUUUUUCCAGUUUGAAGCUGUUAAACCCCGUCCCAAGGUGAACCCGUAUUAUGAUUUUGUGAACUCUAUCGAUUCAGAUGAAGAGCUUGAUCUAGGGUCAGGGUAAGAAGAAUCCGUCGGCAAUGGCAGUAACAAAGAGCCUUGGGCGACGCCAUCGGCCACCGUCAUCACUCUACAUGUGGCGAUGAUUUAGUAGAUCAUAAUCUCAUAAUCUCAGAUGUUUGUAGAAAGCAUCAAAUGUAUCUACAACAUUCCAUAAUUUUGGAAAUUUCAUGAUCAUGCCCUUUGUAUUGCAUUCUAAAAUCACCCUAACAGAAAAGCUUUGAUAGUC
Physcomitrium patens is the source of this 2487-nucleotide messenger RNA. Its product is annotated as serine/threonine-protein phosphatase 7. Gene Ontology annotation, molecular function: hydrolase activity. The record is from RefSeq and is a predicted model, not a curated record. Lineage: Eukaryota; Viridiplantae; Streptophyta; Bryopsida; Funariales; Funariaceae.